GUUUAGUAGCGGCUCCUUGCGCUCGCUCGUGGCCAUGAGUUGUAAAAACAAAGUUGUUGUAAUAACCGGCGCAAGUUCAGGCAUUGGAGCCGCCACGGCUGUAGCAUUUGCUAAGGAAAGCGCUCAACUCGUCUUAGUAGCGAGCAAUAAGAAAAAACUAAGAAAUGUGAAGAGCGCCUGCCAAGCUGCAGGAAGUAAAGUAUCUAUAAUCAUAACAGACCUCACAGAGGAAGUAUACAGCGGUGUUAUAAACUCAGUAAUAAAAAUACACAAGAGAAUAGACGUCCUAGUCAACAAUGCUGGAGUACUAGAAUAUGGAAAAUUAAGAGAUAACACUCUGGUCGAUGCGUUUGAUGAAAUUAUGGAUGUAAACAUCGCGGCUCCCGUUUUUCUAACUACGUAUGCAGCUCCACACCUGAUAGCAAGUCAAGGUAAUGUAGUAAACAUAUCUGCGAUUGACGCAGAGAAAGUUGUAUGCGAAGAAUACGGUGCGUUUAGUGUGACAAAGGCGGCACUAAACCAGUUCACUAGAGCGGCGGCAAUAGAAUUAGGAGAGCAUGGUGUUAGAGUGAACUCAAUUAGCCCAUCAGAUGUUAGGACCAAUAUGUACAAAAACGCGGGAAAAACAAAACAAAAUGUUGAAUUAAAAAGUGUUCUCAAUCCGUGGACUGAACCGGAGCAGAUUGCUGAUUUGAUACUUUUUGUGGCUAGUGAUAAGGCAAGAGGUAUCACUGGAUCGAAUUUAGUUUGUGAUAAUGGUAGCAUGUUGUUGUGAUUAAUUUAGAUCUUUAGUAUAGAAGCAAAAGGUUACUUGUUCAACUGAGAUUCGUUAUUGUAUAAGUUUUGAGAAAGGCAUAAAAUCUUCUUAAUUCUUAUUAAUAAUUUUACUAUUUCUUAUUAAACUGAAAAAUGAUAAAGUUAAAAUUUAAGGAUUUUCCAUCCCUUACAUAGGCCCCAGCCAGUACCUUGGCCCAUAGCCUCGUUGAUCCUAAAGACGGCACUGUGUAUAUGACA
Molecule: messenger RNA, 1014 nt
Organism: Colias croceus (clouded yellow)
Lineage: Eukaryota; Metazoa; Arthropoda; Insecta; Lepidoptera; Pieridae
Exons: 1
Coding region: 35-775 (246 amino acids)
Source: RefSeq, a predicted model, not a curated record